Messenger RNA from Habropoda laboriosa, 897 nucleotides. Its product is annotated as E3 ubiquitin-protein ligase MARCH1. The record is from RefSeq and is a predicted model, not a curated record. Gene Ontology annotation, molecular function: ubiquitin-protein transferase activity; zinc ion binding. Gene Ontology annotation, biological process: protein ubiquitination. The transcript has 7 exons. The coding region runs from base 1 to 897 and encodes 298 amino acids. Lineage: Eukaryota; Metazoa; Arthropoda; Insecta; Hymenoptera; Apidae.
AUGCUUUCACCUUCGACCGUUUAUCACGUCGAGAAUGCAAUUAACUUGGAUCACGAGCACGGCAUCCCGAUGCUACCGGUCACCGUUCCCGAGGGUUCGUCCUGCAAUUUAAAUGACUGCGACACGCAGCAAAUGUCUCUCGGGCGAGGCCAACAACACCGGCUUACCCGCAGCGUGGUCUCGGUUGGUUCAAUCGUCUGCCGAAUAUGUCACACAAACACGUCCAAGGAGCCACUCAUUUCGCCUUGUAGGUGUAAAGGAUCGCUGGCUUACGUUCACUUGGCUUGUUUGGAAAGAUGGUUGAACCAAUCUUGUCGCUCUUAUUGCGAACUGUGUCGUUAUCACUACAAUGUUGUCGAAACACCCCGUUAUCGAUGGCCAGAAUCGUUGAGGAUAUGGAUUAGCCAUCCGAGGAAUCGUAGAAACGUACAGUCAGAUUUGCUUAUCUUCACAUUACUUUCCGUCGUUACGGUGGGUUUGGUAACAGUAUGUAUCUUAGGCAUGCAAUAUUUCGUGAUCGAGGGGAAGAAAAUUGGAAUUUCGAAUCUGUGGACCAGAGGAGCCAUAUGGUUUUUUCUCACGAUCGUCGUGCUGGGUUACAUCACAACGGUAUAUUUAUUGGGAAAAGACCAGUUGUCGCCUUGGUACAGAUGGUGGAAGAGCACCGUGAACGUUAGGCUCAUCAUGGAUCCUCAGCUCUACAGAAGGACGUCCAACGAGUUUCAAACACGCGAGAAUCAGAUAUCCGACAACGUUGUCCUGCAUAAUUCCAGGUUGCCGAAUUUCCUUCGUAUCGAAGUAGGUCUAAGACCGAGUAUGGUACUCUCGUUCCAGGAAUAUCUAAGCUGCAGAGAUAACCGUGGCUGUUUGUACCUCGCCUUGGUACAAAACGUAUGA